UCUGUAGCCUCCAGUUCUGAUGAGCAUCUGCCACCAACUGCUCUGCACUUUCUUCAUCACUCUCUUCUGGCCCUUUAACUAGUUUGAGCAGUUCAGACUCUCUUAUUCAAACACACACUCAGUCAUAUACUCUCAUUUGGUAAACCUCCGUCUCCUGCUUCUACAGCUCUGGUACUGUACUUCUGUCACAGCAUGCAGCUCCUGGUGGUGUUAGCAGCUCUCAUGGGGGUUCUUUUCAGCGUGAGAGCAGCUGCCGUGUUUCCUGUGGACGAUAGGAGCUCCAUCCACGUGAACAGGGAGCUGAGCAAAGAGCGCAAGGAACUGAUCCUAAAGCUGGUGUCGGGCUUGUUGGAUGGAGCUCCUGACACCAACAUGUUGCCGGGGGAGGCGGCACCUGUGGAUCUCGAGGAGCCGCUGGAGUCUCGUCUGGAGGAGAGAGCUGUCUACAACAGGCUAUCACUGCCUCAGCGUGACCGCAAAGCCCCCUGUAAAAACUUCUUCUGGAAAACUUUCACCUCCUGCUAACAGUGCCCGAAACCACCCGCCUCUGCCCACCUCCCGUACACUUUCCCCCCCAGCUCUACAUGAACUGUAGUAGACCUCAGCUGUACAUAUCAUCUACACCUGUGCAGCAUUGAUGGACUUCACUGAGUCAGUGUCUGUUUGAAUAUUAACUAUUUAUGUACACAAUGUAUGUAUUUAUGUAUCAGUAACAUUUACUUUCAGGGUCAACAAUAAAGCAUGGAUAUAAUAUUUGAGAUGGUAAAAUGCUUUUGCAAAUUGUUCACAAAAGAUAGGAUCAUAUUAUCCACCUGCUUCUACAAUACAAAUACAAACUCAAAUUUAAUGCAAAACUAUGGCUGUAUGUUUAUUUUUGGUUUGACUUAAGAUUAUUGCAUUAAAACUGUAAACUUAUUUUAGGAUUCUGCUGUGCAAAAAAAAUAUAUUAUAUUUCUAUCUAUGAAAAACUGAGUUUGGGUCGUAAAUGGAAAACAGAAAAAAACCCACAAUUUUUCAUCCUCUCUAUUGAAAGCUCUUCAGCCAAAUUCCUUCUAGCGUUUCUUGUUUAUUGACAAAAACAAAAUUAAUACUUUAGGGAGGGGGAAUUUUGCCCACUGCAAAUGAAAACCUUUAAUAUGAAGAAACAAGAGCUACAAUUACAAUCUUAAGACAAUAGCUGAUUUCUGGUGUAUUUAUCAAGUCAUAAUAGCUCUGUAAAAUUCUUUUAAUAUAAAUAUAUAAAUGGAGACAAUUCACCUUGAUGGGUGUGAGCAAAGUGAAA
This is a messenger RNA of Melanotaenia boesemani (Boeseman's rainbowfish), 1282 nucleotides long. RefSeq names its product somatostatin family member 7 (gene sst7). The transcript has 2 exons. Bases 193 to 525 code for a protein of 110 amino acids. Gene Ontology annotation, biological process: regulation of cell migration. The record is from RefSeq and is a predicted model, not a curated record. Gene Ontology annotation, cellular component: extracellular region. Lineage: Eukaryota; Metazoa; Chordata; Actinopteri; Atheriniformes; Melanotaeniidae. Gene Ontology annotation, molecular function: hormone activity.